GACUGCGGUGCCAGUGCCAAUGCCUGCGGUGGAUGAAUCGGUGGAUGAAUCCCUGCAGUGCCAGUGAGUGGUCCUCUCUGCGCUCUGCUGGCUGCUGCUGGCCCGCUGGCUUUUUUCUGCUGCACCACUUCCGCUUCUGCCUUUUUGCUCUAAUGCAGCGACCUGCACACCCUCCCUCCUCCCGCUCGGCUAGGUUGCGCACCGUCGUCCUUCUUGCAUUCCUGCAUCCUGCUUCAAACUGAACCUCACUACUUGCCUCUGGCCUCCAGAUCUCCAUUGACACUUUUUGUGCAUCCAUAGUCGCCUUGUCCUGUGGUCACCAGUCAGUCAUGGCCUAAUAGCGCGUCCUCCCGCUGUUGAGUUCAUGUCGAUUGAAGAGCCUUUCCAGCUGUUCGUUGGUGACCGACCGACGAUUUCCUGUGUGGCUUCUUCCCCGCGGCACGCUCAAUAGAGGUUGACCAUUGAGGGCCGUCGCCAGUUCUGACAAAAGGGCGACUCUUGGUGCCUCUACGAGUCUGUACAGCUGUACAGUCUGCCUGCGACGCUGUUUCUUCAUUGAAAGGCGGAAUACCUGGCUCGACGUCUGACUGGCUUGUAAAAGGCCGGACGGAACGAUAAGGCUACGGUUGACAGGCAUCAGAGUUUGAUCGUUGUAUUUUAACAGUCGACGCGGCUGUUUCCCGAAUUCAAACUCUGCGUUGUGGAAGACCGAUCACCGGCGGUGGAACGCCCACUUGAUCUCAUCUGUUCGACUACCGUCCGCACUUCGAUUAAGAGGAGGGAUAAAUUUGGUGUCGAUCCGUAUACGUCUGCCAUUGGUCUCAUCAGGCUUGGGUCUCGUCCUGGAGUAAGAGAUAUAAUUGAAGCGCACCGUCAGGCUCUCAGAGGGUGGCCCUUGUGUCCUUUCUUUGUAUCAAGCCUUGCGAAGAAGAAAAGUGGUUAAGCUGUCCGCUUGCCACAGGCCCAAACCAAAAUGAACCAAACUCAAUCGUAUAUGGACAUGCAUUCUGCCUCGCACAUGUCUUCCGGGCCGUCAUAUUCACAUCCCGCAGGCACUGCUCCUUUGGGUCACUACCAGCAAUAUCAGCAGCCUCCGAUUAUUCCCCCUGCGUCGACGCAUUACGGCCCUCCACAGGCGUAUGGCAAUUAUGGCUAUGCCAAUGGAGUGACAUCGCCGCAGUCUGCUGCUGGCCAUGUAUCGCAGCAGGUGCAGUCGCAGAUGCCGUCCCUUCCAGCCAUGAUGCCAGGGCCUAGCCCUCAACAGACUUACGUGCCACAAACCUCUAGUUUGCCUGCUCCUGCUCAGGGAUACCCCCCGGCCCCGCCAAUUCCAUUCGACACGACUGGCCAGAUUGCUCCACCUGGAAUGAAGCCUAGGGUGACAGCGACACUGUGGGAGGAUGAAGGAAGUCUUUGCUUUCAAGUCGAAGCGAAGGGAGUCUGCGUGGCUCGUCGUGAAGAUAACCACUUCAUCAACGGGACAAAGCUCCUAAAUGUUGCUGGCAUGACUCGUGGUCGCCGUGAUGGCAUACUGAAAUCAGAGAAGACGCGACACGUCGUCAAGAUCGGUCCAAUGCAUCUCAAAGGUGUUUGGAUCCCUUUUGAGCGUGCGCUGGAAUUCGCAAAUAAGGAGAAGAUUACCGAUCUUCUAUAUCCUUUGUUCGUGCACAACAUUGGUGGCCUGUUGUAUAACCCGGAGAACGCGCCUAGAACAAAUGCAGUUGUGCAAGCAACCGAGCGCCGUCGUAUGGACAGCAUUGAUGCGCCACGGUCUUCGCAGCCUUCACAGACACCAUCCCUCCCACUUCAUAGUACAAUGUCUGGCAGUGGCCAAGCUCCUCCGACGCCUCACUCGGUCGCGCAACACGCCAAUACGCAACGCCCCGGCAUCGACAGGGCUCACACUUUUCCUACGCCUCCCACGAGUGCUUCCAGUGUCAUGGGUAUGACCAACCAAGGCAGUUCAUACGACUGGAACAACCAGGGCUUGGCAAAUGGGCCGGCCGGCACGCAACCUUUGUCUAUCGACACCGGUGGGAUCAACGCAAGGUCCAUGCCGACAACGCCUGCCACCACUCCGCCAGGUACUGCCGGACAAGGAAUGCAUCCUUAUCAGUCGCAGUCGAGUUACGACAACUCGAAGCAUUAUUACAGUACCACGCCGAGUUCUCAAACUGGUUAUGCACAGCACCCCGAUGGGAGUCGAUACGGCCAGCACAUGCAAGCCGUUGGGUACGGGAAGAGUGAUAUGGGGCCUCCCAUAGCACCGGGGAGCGGUAGCGGCGGCGGGGACGGCCACGACCACAAAACUGACACGUACCCUGGCCAAAAUCAUAGCUCUCAACAUGAGGGCGAUCAUACGGACGGCGGUUACAUGAAUGCAAACGCCUCCGCCUACAAUGCAAACCGUGGACAUUAUGCAUACGGCGCACCAGGUGACCAUUCUCACUUGUCUCCUGAACAAAUGUCCGGUUCUCCGACCCAUCAAGCUGGAUCUGGUCACGCCACGCCACGAACCAUGCCUUCCGGUCAACCACAGUGGACGCCGGAUUAUCAUACUCCGCCGAACCGGGCACCUCCGUCGAGCAAUGUUUAUAACAUCAUGGGUCGUGCUCGAACCCCACAAGGAGGCUCUGCCGAUGGGUAUGGCAAUUCGACAUAUUCCAGCGGAGGCCAUGCGGGGGCCAUGUCAUCUGCCAAACGCGGACGAGAGGACGACGAUCAAGAUCGACCAAGCAGUCGAGAUUAUGACGGUUAUGACUCCAAGCGACGUAAGAUGGGACGACAAGAGACAUUUGGAAUGCCUCUCAAUCCACCUCCACAUAUGCAAGCGAUCAAAUCCGGCGGACAGCGCUGAUUGCCGUUACUUGUCUCUUUUGGGACAGGGUCGGUUCGCGGACGCGUAUGCCCGGGCAUGACAACUGGAUAAAUGGCUUGCAGAACGAAUGAUAAGCUCUGAUUCCGAGAUGACGCGAAGUCACGACAGAUCCGAAAAGCGAUUACGAUAUUACGAACGGCUACAGCCAAAAAGAGAUCAAAGACUAACGAACUCAAUAAGCAUGCGUUUAUUGCUGCCUCGAAAUUUUAACGACUUACGACACGAUUUUCUUUUAUUGUCUUGCAGAUGGCGAGAUGUGACGACUGCCUUUCCGCUCAUGGCCUUUCUUCGACUGGCCAGUGGUUGGUUUAGAUGUGCUGCUUGCUGGUUUGUCUUUUUCUGUGUAUGAGGGAAUGAUAUACGUCUGGAUGGAUCAUGAUUGAGACUUGAAGGAUACGAAUGCCACGGCGCUUUUCUAGAUGUGUUCCUGGCUUCACUGCAAGGCGGGCCGAUCGAGUUCUGCAGCGACACUGCGCUCAAGCUGGACUGCCUUGAUCCCUUUGCUCCGAACCUCGCCUCCUGUAGUGCGUUGUGUUCGGAAUGAAGGGGCUGGCUUGCAGGGCCAGUACAUUAGCCAACAAGGAGCCGUCUAGAGAAAGAGGUGGCUCUCGCAUCCUCCUGAGGCAAUCUCGCGAUGACAUGUCAAAUACAAUAAAAGUCUAUUUGUAAUCAUUCAUGAACCUUUUCGAGUUCGAGUUCUUCGACCUCGAUUUCGGGCUGUCGGUGUUCAGAUCUGCCCUCAGCUUGAUCAAAGGAAAGAUGUUCUGAUCCUUGUAGGCUACCGACGGCUUUUCGAGACAAAACGACACGAUGGAACAUGAACAGCGGAGCCAUAAAGGUAGGUCCCCAUGUCCCAAUGUCAUGUCCUAUUCG
This is a messenger RNA of Exophiala dermatitidis NIH/UT8656, 3751 nucleotides long. RefSeq lists its product as uncharacterized. The transcript has 5 exons. The record is from RefSeq and is a predicted model, not a curated record. Gene Ontology annotation, molecular function: DNA-binding transcription factor activity; sequence-specific DNA binding. Gene Ontology annotation, cellular component: nucleus. Gene Ontology annotation, biological process: positive regulation of transcription by RNA polymerase II. Bases 974 to 2857 code for a protein of 627 amino acids. NCBI's taxonomy places the organism in Eukaryota, Fungi, Ascomycota, Eurotiomycetes, Chaetothyriales, Herpotrichiellaceae.